CAACAUCCUCUCAAUUACGUUACAUAUUAUUUGCCUCUCUCUUUCUACAAUUUCUAUACCAUGACAAUCAAAUACCGUGCACAUCCAAUUCAACCAUGUAAUUCUAUGUACCGGUCCUGCAACCCUAAAAAUAUGCAAAAGCAAUAUCGAUAUCAACCUCAACAGUCUUACAUUUUUCGCCUGGCUCGAAAACAGCCAUCGUCGUACCCUUCGGCUCCACCAUUUCCAAGGUCGACGCCGGAGCAACAAGAACUGCAGCGGCUUCGAGAACGGGAAGAGAAAUUGCUACAGGAGGCGUUACCACUACGAAAUCGAGCACGACAAUUACAAGAGCAACGUAAACGAGCGGAUAGGGUAUUAGAGCUCCUGGAUCGGGAAGAACAGCGGGUCCGUGCUAUUACAGAUCGGGUCUGCCAAGAACAGGAUGCCAUUGAACGAGAUGUUGAACGAAUUAUGCCAAAGCUGUUGAAACGGCAGCAAGAACAAAGUCGAAAGAUAUAUUGGGGUAUUCAAAUGAAAUUAAAAAGUGAAAGUGAACCUGAAAAUGAUAUUAAAAUUGAGAAAUAGAAACAAGGACCUUGCUAAAUAAAAAGAAAUAAGAAAACGAUAAU
Molecule: messenger RNA, 611 nt
Organism: Lobosporangium transversale
Lineage: Eukaryota; Fungi; Mortierellomycota; Mortierellomycetes; Mortierellales; Mortierellaceae
Exons: 1
Coding region: 61-567 (168 amino acids)
Source: RefSeq, a predicted model, not a curated record